AUGUCGCCCUUGACCCCAUACACAUACAUUCAAUGCCCUUGCUCAGACCAGACUGUUUUCCACCCUGGCGGCGCGGCGUCAGAUCCUGAGGACGACGACCGAGCGUUCGAUCCAAAAGCCCCGCGGUCAAACUACAGCUUAUACCCAAUCGAAUACCUCCUCUACUGCGAAGACUGCCAACAGAUCCGAUGCCCGAGAUGCGUCACGGAGGAGUCCGUAACGUUUUACUGCCCCAAUUGCCUGUUUGAGGUGCCUAGCAGUAACCUACGCAGUGAGGGCAACAGAUGUACGCGGAGCUGUUACCAGUGCCCGAUCUGCAUUGGUCCUCUUCAGGUUGGCGCCAUUCAGCCUACCACGGAUGCGAAUCUCCUCCCUACACAAUACCAGGCCAAUCCCAGCGGUGGCCCCUAUGCCCUCUUCUGCCAGUACUGCAACUGGACCUCCACCGAGAUCGGCAUCGAAUUCGACCGCCCCAGCGGCAUAUACAAUCAACUCUCCAAGGUGAACAAUGGAGGCAAGCCCAAGCUCACACUGCGAGACGUCAAAGACCGUCGAAAGGACAACCCAGACGAGCCCCCCGUGCCCGACGACCAGGUCGACGCGGACCUGCAAUUCGCCAACCUAAAGGCCUUUUACCAACAACAGCUCUCAGAGGCAAACACAUCAUUACGCGGGCUCCCGUUGCACGAUGGGUUGGGAUUCUCGUCUCCUGCCGCUCUGACACGCAUCAUGUCCCUGUACACAGGCCGUGGUCACCAGGGCCGCCUGCAACAGGGCCCGGCGGACAUUAUGCGCGAGGCACUCGGCACCAACGACGGCCUGAAGAUUGCCAAUCUGGACGAGUCGAGUGAUAUCAAGAAGCUGUUGGAGGGAGGAUGGGGCGCGACAGCUUCGCUUGACCAGCGAAACGAACAGCCGACGGAGUCUGGGCGGUUCGAGGAUGAGCUCCGGCCGAUUGCCUAUCUUUUGCGCAGCAAGCGAUCGAAGCGUUGUCCUUCCUGUCGGCACAUUAUAUCCAAACCGGAGGCUAAGGUCGUGUCGACGAGGUUCAAGAUUCGAUUGGUUGCAAAGUCGUACAUACCCACCAUCACGAUCCGGCCGCUCAAUCCUACCGCUCCGCCAGUUCCUAUCACGUAUCGGCCCAUGGUCCAGGAAGAAGCACCGCUGAAGCCGCAUCAGCCGUAUCAUUUCGUGGUCACGUUCAAGAAUCCACUGUUCGAAAACAUCAAAGUCACGCUGGCUUCGCCAAACGCAACGCCUGGCCGCUUCUCCAGCAGAGUCACCGUGCUGUGUCCGCAGUUCGAGGUGGAUGCCAACACGGACAUGUGGGACGAUGCCCUCAAGGACGACGAAAAGGAUCGCAGCCGCAAGGCCGACGAGGGUCCCGAGGUGGGAAAGAUUUGGGAAAAGGGGCGCAACUGGGUGAGCAUCGUGCUGGAGGUCAUUCCGGCGUCGCUGCGGCUCGAUCAGCAGCAGCAGCAGCCAGGCAACAAGGGCGAAAGGGUCGACAUGAGCCCGCUGAAAGAGGGCGAGGAUAUUCUUGAGAUUCCCAUGUUUGUGCGCAUGGAGUGGGAGGCUGAUACGCAGGCUGACAUGGAAGGGCCCUCCAGCAAGGACAAGGAGGGUAGGGAGAAGCGUGAAUUGGCGUAUUGGUGCGUGCUGGGCGUUGGGCGUAUCAGUCAAGAGUGA
Messenger RNA from Trichoderma reesei QM6a, 1689 nucleotides. RefSeq names its product dynactin subunit. The transcript has 2 exons. Bases 1 to 1689 code for a protein of 562 amino acids. The record is from RefSeq and is a predicted model, not a curated record. Gene Ontology annotation, cellular component: dynactin complex. Lineage: Eukaryota; Fungi; Ascomycota; Sordariomycetes; Hypocreales; Hypocreaceae.